This is a messenger RNA of Closterium sp. NIES-67, 1377 nucleotides long. The record is from the annotation of a GenBank genome assembly. NCBI's taxonomy places the organism in Eukaryota, Viridiplantae, Streptophyta, Zygnematophyceae, Desmidiales, Closteriaceae.
GGAUGCUAUUCCAACACAUCAUGGAUCGUUACUUCACGGUGCAACGCGGUGUAAAUUGGUUUCGUGACAAUCACGAAGCGGCAUGACUGAGUAAAGUAUUAGUAGCCUCUCUGUAUCUGAGUAGCCUGUCUUAUGUUAUCGAAACUUCCUUCUCAAGUCGUCUUGGUAGAGUUUGCUUCGGUAUCGUCAUGGCUCUAGAGCUUGAUUAGUAUCUCUUUCUGUGCAGUGUCAGUUCUAUCGUGAAGUUGAGUCACGUUCCUGGUUCCGUGUCAGUGUCAGUUUUGCCUGCUUGUCUCCUACAAGGCUUCUAGCUUGACAAUAGUUUCAACAUCACUCGAGCAACAUUCCGGAAAGAUAAGCAACGGUAGGAUAGAAAGCCACGAUUUCCGCGUGACGUUUAGACACACCCGUUCCUGAUUGAUCGCGUUUAGGCGAUUCGCUCAGUUGAUCAGCUCUCGGAUCCGGGCUGGCUACAGCUUCUAGAAAUAUCCGUUGUUGAAAGAUCCGUUUUGCGCUAACCAGUCCCUCUUCCUUUCGGUAGAAACAACGUCGCCGUGUAUCCUCUGAUUCCCGCGCAGCCAUGGACGGUUGGAUGCACGGAGCACGCCUGAUGAUGGACAGCCCAGCAGAUCCUGUUUCUCUCUUGACCGGUUUGACCGGUAAUAGCUUUUCUAGCAGAACGAACGGGCCAGCCGACGAUAAGAGCGUUCUUGGGAAUUUCAGCGCUGAUGGCGGUACCAGUUAUGCGAACCUUGGGAGUGUCGCGGAUUUCGAGGAGGAGGCGUACGAAGGCCUGGCUGCAGCGUACGCGUUUGUGGGAGUCGUUGCCCUGGUGCAACUGGUGCGGAUUCAGCUGAGGGUGCCAGAGUACGGCUGGACGACACAGAAGGUGUUUCAUCUGCUCAACUUCUUCCUCUGCGCAGCCAGGUGUGCGGUUUUCCUCUCCUGGGAGCAGGUGCAGAGCAUCAAAGACUAUGUGCCAAGAGUCGCCAUCCUGGACGUGCCAAGCCUAUUCUUCUUCACCACCUACACGCUGCUCAUUCUCUUCUGGGCCGAGAUCUACCACCAGGCCCGAGGCGUCCCCUCAGAGGAUCUUCGCCGAACCUUCUGCUUUUUAAACGUUGCGAUCUAUAUCCUACAAGGUGGGGUGUGGAUCUACAUGCACUUCGUUCCAGAGCACAUGGACGCGCUGAUUUACCUCACCAAGCUAUUCCGUGCAGGGGUGGCGUUCACUGGGGCGUUUGGCUUCAUGCUCUAUGGCGGACGGCUGUUUGUCAUGCUGAACACGUUCCCAGUGGAGUCGAGAGGGAGAAGAAACAAGCUGAUGGAGGAUGUGCUCCUAGGAUGUGCUCCUAGGAUGUGCUCCUAGGAUGUGCU